GGGAGGGGGAGGAGCCCGUCUAUAUCGAGAUGGUGGGGGACGCCCGGCGGGGGGGGGGGAGGGGUGGGCAGCGGUGGGGGGGCAGGGGGUGGCCCCCCUCCUCCCCCCGAGGAACCCGAAGCCAUCUACGAGGAGAUGAGCUGCCCCCUCCCCACGGGGGAAGGGGGAGGCCACACCCCUUUCCACGGCCACACCCCUUUCCACGGCCACACCCCUUUCCACGGCCACGCCCCUUUCCACGGCCACGCCCCUUUCUCUGCCACCGCCCCCUUCUCUGGCCCCGCCCCCAUCCCUCCCCCCUUCCCCAACCUCCUGGCCCCCCGCCCCCCCCUCCUGGCCCACCCUCCCGAGGGCUCGCGCCUGCCCCUCCCCCGCCGCGAGCCGCCCCCCCCCGCCCGCGCCCGCAGCCACUCCACCCCCCUCCCCCACCCGGCGGCGGGAGGGUCAGGGCGGGAGCGGGGAGGGGCGGGGCUUGGCCCUUUGCCCCUCCCUCCCGCUGCCGAAGCCCCACCCCUCGGGAAACGCCCCCCUGCCUACGACAGUCUACGUGGGGGUGGGGUGGUGGGAGGCCCCGCCCCUCCCCGCGAGGACGAGCCCCUCCCACGCCGAGGGGGUGGAGCCCCGCCCCGCCGCGGGAAAGACCCCGAGAAGGCGCCGGAGCCCCCCCGGGAGGAGCGGGGGGGGGCGGGGGCGGCUCCCCCCCCCUCGGGGAUCCCGGUGCGAGCGGAGGGGCCGCGGGGGCGGGGGGGGCUGCCCCUCCCCUGCCAGACCUUCCCCGCCUGCGGGCGACCCACAGACCUCCCUGGGGGGCACCGCCUGGGCCGCUCGGCCUCCACCUCGGGGGUGCGCCAAGCCGGGGCCCCCCCGUUUCCCCGCGGCCCCCCCGUUCCCCGCCCCCUCUCAGGGGGGAUCCCCGGAAUCGGGGGGGUGUCGGGGGGGGGUCCGGCUGCCACCCCCCGCCCACGGGACGGGCAGCUGCAAGAGGUGAUCGAUCGCAAACGCUGCGUCUGCACCGAAAUCAAAGCCCGGGGGGGGCGCGGGGGGGUGCUCUGCAAGCAGGACAGCCUCCCCCCCCCUCCCCGCGCCCCCUGCUUGGAGAGGGGGGGCACCUGAGGGGAGACCCCCACCCCCACCCCCGCCCGGCACCCCCCCGGCCCGACGGCCCCACGCCGUGCUAUGGGACACCGCCAUCUGACCCCCCCGCCCCCCCCCCCUCGGGGUGCCUGGCGCAUCUCUGUGACCCCCCCCCAAAAUACCCACC
This is a messenger RNA of Phalacrocorax carbo (great cormorant), 1261 nucleotides long. Lineage: Eukaryota; Metazoa; Chordata; Aves; Suliformes; Phalacrocoracidae. The record is from RefSeq and is a predicted model, not a curated record.